This is a messenger RNA of Saccostrea cuccullata (small rock oyster), 2205 nucleotides long. RefSeq lists its product as uncharacterized. The transcript is spliced from 10 exons. Bases 65 to 1864 code for a protein of 599 amino acids. The record is from RefSeq and is a predicted model, not a curated record. Lineage: Eukaryota; Metazoa; Mollusca; Bivalvia; Ostreida; Ostreidae.
AGCACAGGAAACGAAUAACAUCAGACAAAGUCUACAGUAAUCAGUUUCUUCUUCUUCGUUGAAGAUGAUGCUGCGUUUUAUCGUACUGUCUGCUCUUAUCAUAAUAUGCCAUUGUUUCAGACAAACGCGGGAACUUCCAGAUAUAUUCAAACAAAAACCGGAGUGGGACGACUUUAGAGUAAAAUGGGGAUUCGAUCCGUUCAAUGUUAAUAAUUUCCAAAGUCUUCCGCGGAGAGAAUCUGACGCAAAAGAUGCCAGAUUUGAGCUUCUUCGUGACGAGUGUAAAGAAAUGGAAAAAGGCAAAGAAAGAAGAGUACCAUUAUUCAAAGGAAAACGAUAUUGGAAAAAUAAAGACCCUAGUGUGGUAGUGAUUUACGAUGCAAACGGUUAUAUAGCAGGCGUACAGGCAGGGUUCCAUAAAAGUGCUUUUGAAAAUAAAAACUUGCAAAAGAAAUUGAAGGAAAAUUUAAACGAGGAGGAGAGACCUGUGCUUCAUCGAAGACGAAGACUAGCUAAUACAGACGACAUAAAAACCGCACUGGCAAAAGGAACUAUUUUCGACAAAAGAUUUCCAAGCAUAACAGAAAUGGAAAACUUGAACAAUAAGUACCCAGAUAUAUUGAGUCCCGUAGAAUUAUACAGAUCCGCAAUGCAGUCAGUAAUUUCAAAAAGAAUGUUUAUGAAUGAGGAGCUUAUUAAACAAUACCUGGAGGGUUUACAAUCAAAAGAAGAUAGACCGUUUUUAAUGCAAAAUUUUGAUGACCAAAUUCGGACGAAAAGACAUACAGAUACAAAUCUAGAAGAAGACUCAGUAAGUUCUACACCAUCAACCUCACACGGAACAACGAGACAGAGUAAACCACUUCCUUCCACUUUACAUUCAAGACAAUCUACACCACCUUCUACAGAAAAUGUAUUUAAGAAAACAACAUUGUCUUCCGGAAAUUCGAGGAGCCAUGAAAGAACAAGGACAUUUCCUGAAACAGGACAGAAAUCUGAUUCAACAGCAAAAUCCUUGGGAAAAUCAAAAGCCCAUAGAUUUCCAGCAGAGAGAAAGGCGUUUGAGGCAGCGGCAAAACCGUCUGGAGAUUCAAAGACAUCAACACAAUCAGACAUAUUCCCCCCACAUUUUUAUCACCCAAACCAAGAACAAUACCGGUCACGUUUUUUAAGAAAGGCGGCAAAACAACCUAAAAAACCACAUAAUGAAAACUCAGAAACAAAGUCUCCUUUAUUAAAAUCAAAAAGUAAUUCUCCUCAAAACACUGAAAGAGAAAGAAAGCGUUCAGUAAGCAGCUUGGAAGCGCACCACCCUGUGAUUCAUCACACUGAAACUCACCACCCUCAAAGGCACCACCCUGUAACUCAUCCCUUUGUUGAGGAAGAUGGUGUUAUUUUCUUCACUAUUUACUUCAUUGAUCCAGAGCACAUUUGUGACCCAGAACGUUCUAGAACUAUCGACCAUAUUGAACACUGGGGCACUGGAUCUGGCCUUUUCAUACACAAUGGAACAAAGAGCAACUAUUUUAUACAGAUACCACGUGACGAAAGAGAGUUACAACGAGAGGGACCCUGGAAACCAGAAAAAUGCUUCUUGACUCAAGGAAAGAUGUAUAGUUACAAUUUCGAUGUGAAUGAGGAUUGCCACAAGCUGUGCCCCCUUCUCCUGUAUUACAACAGAGGUCGUCUGACUGGAUUCGCACUGCUGUUCAAGAUGGACUACUCCUCUCCUUAUGUAGAGCAUCCCGACAAAGGACUGUUGAGGUUCAUGUUUGAGAAAGUUCCUAAGUGCUAUUAUGAGAUUGGUCGUCUAACCAAGUUGCAUUUCUUCUUGACCAGUAAUUACCUCUCUCAUCGAUGUUGAAGGAAAUGCUGUGUUGGAAGGUCCUAGUAAAAGAUGUAUGAUCGACUGACUUUGUUAUGGCUUACCGUUUUAACCUAUCAAUCUUUCUUGAGUAUAACUUUAUUAUGCGUCAUUAGUUUUAUUUUUUAAAUUCCUGAUUUAAGUGCCAUAAUUAUUUAUAACGUUUAUUUUACUCUGUUAGCUUAUGAUAUACAUGUAAUAAUUAACAUUUAAUGCUUGUCCAUUGAUCUACGUUUUGAAGAAUACUGUUUUAUUUACAUGAGUCUUUCAUAUAAAUGAUGACACUACAUCAAUAAAUAAAUGAUGACACAACAUCAAUAAAAAGCGCUGUUUUCUGAAGU